Messenger RNA from Paramuricea clavata, 862 nucleotides. The record is from the annotation of a GenBank genome assembly. NCBI's taxonomy places the organism in Eukaryota, Metazoa, Cnidaria, Anthozoa, Malacalcyonacea, Plexauridae.
AUGAUGAUGACAGCGUGCGAUGUCUCCGCAAUCACCAAACCUUGGCCCAUACAACAAACUGUAAGUAAUAUUAUGCAACUAAUAAUUAAUGACAGGAUAAUGAGGUAACACGCAAAAGGACUGGGAUUAGUUGUCAAAUAGAAAUACUUUUUUGGGAAUCCUCCAUUCUCGUAUCCAGAGCCCUUGGGGCAUCCUCGUUCGCCGAGAAGUCCUGGGAACCAACGAAGACAAAAGAAAAAAGAGAUUAUUAAAGACAGUAUAUAUAUAAGAUUUAUUGCUCGUUUCAAGUCCUUUGGCGUCGCGUAAAAUAAACAGCAGCGUAAGCCCGACCUCCAAGGCGAAACAAAAGAAAUUUGAAAAUAACAUUCAUAAAAAUAUUUUAAUUUUCAAAUCAUCUCACAUUUCAGGUCGCUAAAUUGGUCGCGAGUGAGUUCUUUGAACAAGGAGAUAUUGAAAGAGAUGAACUAAAAAGUGAACCAAUGGUGAGUAUUUCUAUGAAACUGAAGGCCAAAUGUUGACGUUUUUUUAUUUUAAUGUUACCCUAAUCCGAGGAAUUCACAGUCCUGAACAGUAACCUUAAUCCUAAUGCUAAUCCUUGUCACAUCCUUUCGGGAUGAGAAAGUUGCAAAAACGUUGUGUUUGGCUAGCCGAGAAAUUAAAGAGCCUAAAAAUGUUUUAUACAACCACUACUGAUUUCGAGCUAUGCAGUUUCUUCCACCGUACUUAUAGUUAGACUUACUAAAAAGACUCGCUAUGUUUGUCAUUCUCUAUUUUUAAGCCAAUGAUGGACAGGAAGAAGAAAGAUGACCUCCCUAAAAUGCAAGUUGGAUUCAUAGACGCCAUAUGUUUACCAAUUUACAAG